AUGUCGUCUUUUAAUCAAAUUCAGACAGCUUGUGGUGCGCUUGGUUAUUUCGAUAGUAAAACCUAUUUAAAAGAUGAUGAUUGUGAAGAUGCUUUACGUAUUCUUCUUCGUUGUCUUAAAUAUGAAAAUGAGCGUAAAGAUGCUCGAAUACAAAUGUUUGAAUCAAAAAUAAUUGAAAAUGAUCUUAUACCCAUUCUAAUACAUUUAGAUAGUAAACAUGAUAUAAAAAUUAUUCAUCAUGCUCUAAAAUUACUUGUUAAUUUAACAAAACCACCGUUGGUAUGUUUCGAUGGAAAAAUACCCAAAGAUGUAACAUUAACAAAUGUUUAUUUAAAUAUUGAAUCUCAUUUACAAAAAACUAAAGCUAAUUUAGCAAAUGAAAAACUCUUUGAAUUUCUUGUUACUAAAGUUCAACCUGUACUUGUUAAAGAUUGGCUUGAUCGAUCAGAUGAAGAUGAUUUUAUUGUACAUGCAGUUUUUACACUUGUACGAAAUAUUCUUUCAAUUAAAUCUGAACGACAAAUAUCAGAAGAAAGUGAUAUUAAUGCACAUGAUCUUGUUCUAUGGGCAAUUCAUAAGAGUAAUAUGGAAAAUUUAAUAUUAUUCUGUGGUAAUAAUGCACAAGGAGAUGAACGUAUUAUGAAUAUUCUUGAAAUUGUUGUUUUAAUGUUACGAGAACAAUCGGCAGAAGAAUUGGCUUGUACUGGUGAACAACAAUCAAAAAAUAAACGUCAAAAAAAUAAUGACGCACUUGAUCUUCUUUACGAACGUGAAGUAGCUGAAAAACAACAAUUACAUAAAUUAACUGCUAGUCGAUCAGCAUUUGGUGCUGCUACAUAUGUGAUGUGUAAUGCAAAAGGUAUUGGAGAAAAUCAAUUAAUUUGUCAUCGACCAUUACAAAAUCUUAAUGCAAUGGAAUUUGAUCGAGAAAAACGUCGUUUUCGUCGACCGAAAAAUCGUGCUCCAAUUAAAAAUGAUUUCGAUGAAUCUCAACAUCAUCAUUCAGCAUUAGGCAUUCGAUUAUUUCUUCGAGAAUUUUGUUUAGCAUUCCUAGAUAAUUGUUAUAAUAUCCUUAUGCCACGUGCACGAGAAAUGAUUAUUAAAUCAACAUGUUUACUUAGUGAUGAAACAAAUUUCUUUUGGUCAAUACGAUUUUUUACAGAAUUUAAUCGACAUGCACAUACAUCGAUUGAUCGAAUAAGUGAAACAUUACAAAUGAAUACAUUUCAUUUACUUCAUACAAAAAUUGAUCAUUAUAGAGAAAUGAUUAAAAUUGAUAAACCUGAAGCUAAACUUUGGGCAAAACGACUUCAAAUUGGUUUUGGUGCUUUUAAACAAUAUAUUCUUUGUGUGAAAUCAAUGUUAACAAGUAAAGAUGAACUUGUUGUUCGUGCUGCAACAAUCAUAAAAAACAAUAUUUUCUAUAUGCAAGAAUAUCGUGAACAAAUUUAUCUAUUACUGAAAGAUUAUGAUAAUACAAAAAUGACAAGUGCAUAUCUUCAUGAUCUUGUUGAAAGUACUCAUGAAUUCCUUAAAUUACUUGAAGAACAUACAACAAAAUUAAAGCAUGUUUUUGUUCAACGUUGUCGUACAGCACGUAAACCAGUAACUAAGAAAAAUACAAAGAAAAAGAAUGAUGAAACUAAUGAACCACCUAAUGAACAAUUAGAAGAAGAAUGGCAAAAUCAAAUAUCUGAACGUUUAUCAUGUUUAUUACAAGGUUUAGAAGAGACAACUGUUAAUAAAUCUGAUGUAUGUCCAUUUGAUGCUCUUUCGGAAGUGCCUAUUGAUGAUCAAAGUUUAACUGCUGUUGCUCGAAUUCAACAUGCAUUACGAACAAAUAAAUUAGAUGAAGCUAUUGCACUUUUUCGUGCUUCUCGAGAAGUUUGGCAAACGGAAAAAACAUUUGGCUAUGAAGAUAUUGGAGCUGAAGAAGAAUUUAAUUUACUUCGAGAAAUUUUUAUGACUACAAAAAUGGAUAAUCUAUUACCAAAAAAUACGGAAGAAGAUGAUGAAGAUUUACAUGAAGAAGAACAAGAAGAAGGACAUGAUGAAGAUGAACAAGAAUCAAUGCAUACAAUUGAACGUGAAGAAGAAUUUGAUUUCAAAAAAUUCAUAUCACGUUUCGCCCAUUCAACUGUUCUUUCAUCAUAUAUUGAUGUUUUCCGUACAUAUACAAGCAAUACACCAUAUUUAAAUCAUUGUAUAGUUCGUAUGUUUUAUCGUAUAUCAGUUGAUUGUAAUUAUCCUGGUAUACUUUUUCAAAUGUCAUUAUUUCGUAUAUUACAAAAAUUUUCUCUCGAUCCAUUAUCAAAAUCUCAACAACUUGCUGAAUUAUCACAAUUUGGUAAUUGGUUGCUACGUAAAUUUUUUCAAGCUGCACAAAAUAAUCCAUAUAUCUAUGCUGAAUUACUUUUUUGGAAAGAUCGAAGUGUUGUCGAUGAAAUGCUUGAUGGAUAUCGUCAAACAGAUCGUACGCAUGAAGGAGAAAAAAAAUUAAAAGCAGCGUCAUGGUCGGUUGAACAUCAAAUUGAAUUACGUGAUCUGUUUAGAAAAAUUAAAGAAGAACAAAUAGAAAAUAUUGGUAUUGAAAAAACGGAUAUUGUUGAUCGAAUUCUAUUGGAAUUAACAGAUAAAACAAAAUCAAGACGUCAAAUAAUUAAAGAAUUAAAAAAUCAAGAUUUAAUAAAAAGUACAAGAGAACUUAAAUUAAAAAAAGCACCAGGUCGACGAUCGAAGAAAAAAGAUGCUCGUGAAGAUUCUAAACUUCUUGGUUAUGAUUCUGAUGUGGCAGACAUAGACGAUGAUGAUAAUAGUGAUGAUGAAGGUUCUAUUGAUAAUAAAUCCAUUUCAUCUGAACAUGUUGAAGAUAAAUCUAAUGAUUCAAAUUCAAAAAGUGAUAAUAUUAUUUCAAAAGAAUCACCUAAAAUCAAUAAAAAACAAGCUGAAGAAGACGAAGACGAAGAAGAAGAAUCUUUACCUGUCCUAAAAAAACAAAGUCGUAAAUAUGAUUCAUUAUCAAUGUUCAAUGAUAAAGAUGAUGAUGAUGAUGAUGAUGACGAUAUUUCCUCGUCACGACCUGUAAAAAAAGCACGUCGUCAAUUAUCAUCUUCAAGUGAAGACGACAAUUAA
Molecule: messenger RNA, 3132 nt
Organism: Adineta steineri
Lineage: Eukaryota; Metazoa; Rotifera; Eurotatoria; Adinetida; Adinetidae
Source: the annotation of a GenBank genome assembly